This is a messenger RNA of Hirsutella rhossiliensis, 1440 nucleotides long. RefSeq names its product glycosyl hydrolase family protein. The transcript is spliced from 2 exons. Gene Ontology annotation, biological process: carbohydrate metabolic process. Gene Ontology annotation, molecular function: beta-glucosidase activity. Bases 1 to 1440 code for a protein of 479 amino acids. NCBI's taxonomy places the organism in Eukaryota, Fungi, Ascomycota, Sordariomycetes, Hypocreales, Ophiocordycipitaceae. The record is from RefSeq and is a predicted model, not a curated record.
AUGGCUCUACGCAGCGACUUUCUCUGGGGCUUUGCCACGGCCUCAUACCAAAUCGAGGGCGCCGUCGACAAGGACGGCCGCGGCCCCAGCAUAUGGGACACCUUCUGCAAAAAAGCCGGCAAGAUCGCCGACGGCACCUCGGGCGACGUGGCCUGCGACUCGUACAACCGCACCGCCGACGACGUGGCCCUGCUCAAGUCGCUCGGCGCCACCGCCUACCGCUUCUCCGUCUCGUGGACGCGCGUCGUGCCCCUGGGCGGCCGCCACGACCCGGUCAACCAGCCGGGCCUCGACCACUACGCCCGCCUCGUCGACGCCCUGCUCGACGCCGGCAUCACGCCCUUGGUCACCCUCUCGCACUGGGACGUGCCCGAGGAGCUGGACCGGCGCUACGGCGGGCCGCUGGACCGCACCGAGUUCCCCCUCGACUUUGAGCGCUAUGCCCGUCUUGUCUUUGCCGCCUUGCCCCGGGUGCGGCACUGGGCGACCUUUAACGAGCCCUGGUGCUCUGCCGUUCUCGGCUACGGCAUCGGCCAGUUCGCCCCGGGCCGCUGCUCCGAUCGAGUCCGCAGCCCCGAGGGCGGCGACAGCGCCACCGAGCCCUGGCUUGUCGGACACUCUCUGCUCGUCGCCCACGGCCGCGCCGUCCGGGCCUACCGCGAUGACUUUGCGCCGCCGACGGGCGGACAGGGCCGCAUCGGCAUCGUGCUCAACGGCGACGCCGUCUUCCCCUGGGACGCCGCCGACCCGGCCGACGCCGAGGCCUGCCAGCGCAAGCUCGAGUUCGUCAUAGCCUGGUUCGCAGACCCCAUCUACCACGGCGACUACCCGGCCUCGAUGCGCCGCCAGCUGGGCGCCCGCCUGCCCACCUUUACGCCCGACGAGCUGGCCCUGGUGCGCGGCUCGAGCGACUUCUACGGCAUGAACCAUUACACGACAAACUACAUCCGCCACCGCGACGCCGGCCCGGACCCGCUCGACCACACCGGCCACGUCGACGUGCUCUUCCACAACAAAAACGGCGACUGCAUCGGCCCGGAGACGCAGUGCCCCUGGCUGCGGCCGUGCGCCCCGGGCUUCCGCGACCUGCUCGUCUGGAUCAGCCGCCGCUACCGCCACCCGCCCAUCUACGUGACCGAGAACGGCACCAGCAUCAAGGGCGAGAGCGACAUGCCGCGCGACCAGGCCCUCGCCGACGACUUCCGCGUCCGUUACUACGACUCCUACAUCGCCGCCAUGGCCGAUGCCGUGCGCCUCGACGGCGUCGACGUUCGCGCGUACUUUGCGUGGUCCCUGCUGGACAACUUUGAGUGGGCCGAGGGAUACCGCACCCGCUUUGGCGUCUGCUACGUCGACUACGAGGACGGGCAGAAGCGGUAUCCGAAGCAGAGCGCUCUGUUUCUCAAGCCCUUGUUUGACAGCCUGAUUAAGAAGGAGUAG